This is a messenger RNA of Bipolaris zeicola 26-R-13, 678 nucleotides long. RefSeq lists its product as uncharacterized. Gene Ontology annotation, cellular component: plasma membrane. The record is from RefSeq and is a predicted model, not a curated record. The transcript is spliced from 5 exons. NCBI's taxonomy places the organism in Eukaryota, Fungi, Ascomycota, Dothideomycetes, Pleosporales, Pleosporaceae. The coding region runs from base 1 to 678 and encodes 225 amino acids. Gene Ontology annotation, biological process: signal transduction. Gene Ontology annotation, molecular function: GTP binding; GDP binding; GTPase activity.
AUGGACGAGAACAACAGGAUAACGAUUACCGUGUGCGGCGAUGGAGGAUGCGGAAAGAGCUCAAUCACAUUACGGCUUGUGAGAAGUGAAUGGACGUCCGAAUACGACCCUACAAUAGAAGACUCAUACUCGGUGACACGUACCAUAGAUGGCGUCCCCUACUACCUGAUGCUCACCGACACGGCUGGUCAAGAAGAAUACCGCGGUCUCUGGGCGGCAUCCAACUUGCAAUCCGAUGCCUUUCUCCUCGUCUACGACAUCACCGCUGCGAACUCGCUCGAUGCCCUGGAUUACUUCAUGGAGAUGAUUGAUAUGGAGACAGACAACCGGUUAGACAAUGGCAAGAUACCACCUAUCAAGUGUGUGGUGGGUAACAAGUGCGAUUUGCAGGGUCAACGGGUGAUUGAAGCAAAGAAGGGGUUGGAGUGGGCGCGAAAUCGAAAAUGCGGCUUCAUGGAGACGAGUGCAAGAGAGAUGGUCAACAUUGAGGAGACAUUUGCUCUCCUUGUCCGCCGUGUUGUAGAAGCUCGCAGACUUACUGCAAACGAGAACGCCGCAAACCGUACUGCCGCCCUACCCAUGUCAAAUGCAAAUCUUUCCGGAGCACAUACCUACAGCGAAAAGCACGAUUCCGACGAGCCAAGACAAAGCUUCUGGAGCAAACUGAAAUGCUGGUAG